CGAAACUGAUCUCAACAGACGAAAUGGAGCUAGAGGAUGAAGUUGUGUGUUUGGAAGCUAAGAAUCCAUUAUCGGUCGCGUCUACUAACAAAAUGUGGUAUGAUAAACUACAACUGUUUACACACUUUACAGCACUUUCGAAUGAAGAUUCGGAUUUAUUUCUUCAAGCAAGUGUUGAACAAUUAGGAAGAAUUUUAAGAAAAUACUAUCGUAUAGGAAUGGAAUCAUCAAAUUCCUUUCCAUCUACACCUUCAAAUCCAGUCGAUGGUCCAUCAAUCAUCGAGCAUGUCGUAAAUCAUUUACAAUUCAAAAAUAAUUGCACUCUUGUACAUUUGGCAGCUCGAUAUAACAAUGUAUUCGUUCUGAAUUGGAUGUUAACAUGUUGCUGUGAUGAUAACUGUAAGCAUGGAGAACAUUCCUUAGAAUGUCAUGCCAGACAAGAGAAAUUAUGGUCGGCAUGUGACAAGAAUUUGUCAACACCCUUAUUUUAUGCAAUUUCUACAUCAAAAACAAGCUCAGAACAAGCAAAUACUGAUUCAGAUGAAAAUUCAACACAUCCUUCCCAUGAAUCAAUUGUAUUUUUACUAAGUCAACCAAGUGUUAAAACCAAACAGUUAAAUCAUCACACAGACACUCAUGGAAACCUUCCAAUUGUGGUAGCACUUCGAAGAAGAGACUAUUCUCUAGCAGAUUUACUAAUCCUCUUUGGUGCAAAACUCAAUAUUACUGUUGGAUUGGGACUCGGCACAUCAGAGUCCAUUCUUCACAGUGCAUGCAGAGAACGAGAUAUGAAAUUGCUGAAAUUCAUUGGACCUCGUUGUAAUAAGGUCCUGUUGAAGAGGAAUCAGAGAGAUGAGAAUUGCCUCUUUUCAUGUUUGAAAGAUUUCAGGUCGAAUCAAUUCCAGUCAAGUGCUAGAGCACAUUCGAGCAUUUCAAUGCAUUCGGAUUUUUUAAGAGAAUUUCUUAAUAUGGCAAGUUCAUUGUUUGGAAGUGAUACAUUUGAGAAAGCAUUGAUUUUGAAGAAUUCAUUUGGUAGAAAUAUUCUGUUGGAAUCAGUUGCUUUGAAUGAUCACGAAUCGAUGAAAGUCAUUUGUCAAUUUUUAUCAAAUUAUCAGCAGCAACCAGAUCGAUUGAAUGUCAGUGCUAGUAAUUUAUUAUCAAACUCAGAAUCAAGCUCGUCAGAUUCUGAUUUUUCACCUUCUACUUUGACUAGUUCAUUUUCUUCACCAAUUUCUAGAUCUAAAUCUGCAAAAAGCUCAAAUUCUUUAUUGGAAACUAUUGUAUUCGAUACUGACAAGCAAGGAAAUAGUAUUCUUCAUAUUAUAGCAGGUGCAGUUAUCAAGUCAAUUGAAAAUCUUGAGGAUUUCAUGUGGUUGUUCGAUGGAAUGAAAUGGCUAAUGAUAUGGAUGGAAAAUAAUUUUAAACCUAGUUCAGGAUUGGAUUCUCCUCUUUCUCCUUUGAUGCAUUCGAAUGCGCCAAUUCAGUUAUCUGUAUUUACAAAAGCACACAAGAAUUCUGAAGGAUUGACAGUUUCAGAUUUGAUUUCUAAUGCAAGGAGAAGUGACAAGACAGAAUGGGCAGUCUCAGUAGUUUCAGAAAAGAUGAAAGAAACCAUUCGAAAGUGGAAAAAGCUCGACAAUCAUGACAUUAUCGGUGAAGAUCACAAUGAUGAUGCAGCAAGCGAUUCAAGUUUGGUAAUUGGAAGAAAAUCCAAUGCUAGAUUUUCCAAGUCUUUUCCAGCUGGUGCCUUAACCAUGCUUUCUUCUAAUCAUACUGUUCAGAUAACAAUUAACAAGUCAGAAAAUCAACAACCAACUAGAAACAAACUUGGAUUCUUGGCCAAGUUAAAACUUGGAAGAAAAAAGAAAUAAAGUAUUAGUGAGAUAC
Messenger RNA from Naegleria gruberi, 1887 nucleotides. RefSeq lists its product as uncharacterized. The transcript has a single exon. The record is from RefSeq and is a predicted model, not a curated record. NCBI's taxonomy places the organism in Eukaryota, Heterolobosea, Eutetramitea, Acrasida, Naegleriidae. Gene Ontology annotation, molecular function: protein binding. Bases 24 to 1871 code for a protein of 615 amino acids.